Molecule: messenger RNA, 2977 nt
Organism: Drosophila innubila
Lineage: Eukaryota; Metazoa; Arthropoda; Insecta; Diptera; Drosophilidae
Gene: Hsf
Product: heat shock factor protein
Exons: 7
Coding region: 263-2425 (720 amino acids)
Biological process (GO): regulation of DNA-templated transcription
Molecular function (GO): sequence-specific DNA binding; DNA-binding transcription factor activity
Source: RefSeq, a predicted model, not a curated record
UGUUUCACGACAUCGAGCCGAUAGCGAUAGCCAGUGCAGGGGAAGAAGAAAAAAUAUUUUAUAUGUGAAUUUCAACAAUUACGCUGUGCAUUAAACUUGUAAAAAAAUACAUAAAAACUAAAGAGUUGUGCAAAGUGCUUAUAAGAGUUGAGCGAAACAAAGUGAAUAACAAAUUAAAAAUAUUAUAUUUGUUGGCUUAAUACGUUUUAAAAGCGAAAAAAAACAUCUGUAAAGUGUUGCGUUGCAGCAAAGGUCGCAAUACAUGUCCAAAACGCGUGGAAGCUUAAAAGCCGUGCAAUUAAAGCACGAAUCAACCGAAGAAGAGGAGGACGACGAGGAUCAGCAGCAGCAGCGAUCACGUCGUACCAUGCAUACAGUGGGCGAGACAGGCAGCGGCAGCGGAGUGCCAGCAUUUUUGGCUAAACUCUGGCGCCUCGUCGAUGAUCCGGAUACAAAUAAUUUAAUUUGCUGGAGCAAGGAUGGUCGAAGUUUUAUUAUACAGAAUCAGGCGCAAUUUGCACGCGAUUUGUUGCCACUGAAUUACAAGCACAACAAUAUGGCCAGCUUUAUACGCCAGUUAAAUAUGUAUGGUUUUCAUAAGAUUACAUCGAUUGAGAAUGGCGGACUACGUUUUGAUCGUGAUGAGAUUGAAUUUUCGCAUCCGUGCUUCAAGCGCAAUUAUCCGUAUUUAUUGGAUCACAUCAAGCGCAAGAUUUCGAAUACCAAGAGUGUGGAUGAGAAGAGUGUGCUGAAGCAGGAGACCGUAUCGAAGGUAUUGAGCGAUGUGAAAGCAAUGCGUGGACGUCAGGAUAAUUUGGAUUCACGUUUUUCGGUGAUGAAGCAGGAGAAUGAGGCACUUUGGCGUGAGAUUGCCUCGUUGCGACAAAAGCAUGCGAAGCAGCAACAAAUUGUAAACAAGCUAAUACAAUUUCUGAUCUCGAUUGUGCAACCAUCUCGCAAUAUGUCCGGCGUGAAGCGUCACAUGCAGUUAAUGAUCAACGAUACACCGGAAAAUGAUUGUCAACGUCCGCGAAAUGCCAGCGAAUCGGAGAGUGAGAGCGGUCCAGUUAUCCAUGAGCUUAGCGAGGAGCUUCUGGAUGAGGUCAUGAAUCCCAACAGUCACUAUGAUGCUGAAAGUGCUAUGGAACGUCCACGAUCCAAUAUAAGCAUUAGCAGCUCUCAAAACUAUGAUUAUUCGAAUCAGAGUGCUGAGGAUUUCAUUGCUGGUCAACUUUUAACUGGAGGCGGCGGAGAUGCAGCUACUGCAGCAAAUGCAGCUCGUUCUCCAGGUGGUCAACAGGUUGUCUACAUGGUUACUGAAGCCCCCGAUUCCCAUGUCCAAGAGCAGAAUUUGCUGCCCAGUCCCAACAGUCCAUACAGCGGUGAUGAGCAACUGACUGUGCUCACCACACCAAUGGUGCGUGAACAGGAGGCCCGUAAUCGUCAGCUGCUCAAGGAGAAGAACAAGCAGCGUCGCCGCAUCACAGAUCUGUCCGCACAGAUUCCAGUCGAUUUGGAUAUGUCGCCAAAGACGCAACGCACUCGUUCCCAGACCAAGGAGCAGCCGCAGAUUAUGCCGCAACCUUUGCUGGUCAAAACUGAGCCAGCGACAGAUAUGUCAAGUUUAUUGGAUCAGCCGGAAACUGGCAACAAUACAGGGCUAUACAAUGUGGACUUUAUUAGCAACGAUAUGCCCACUAAUAUAUUUGAAGAUGAUUCAUUGAUGUCCACUGGCACUGCCCUGGAUGAGCAAGCCAAUAAGCUGGAUCAGCAGCAACAAUUUGGACGCUCCACUGUGAACAACGGCAAGUUUGCCAAUAUGCCGAUUAAUUUUGAAAUGGCUGGAAACAAUGAAAAUGCUCUGGUAACCGAUGCAAAUAUGGCAUCCACAUCCAAGGCAGCUGCUGCUGUUAAGGAAAUGGGAAAUGAACAACAACAACAGCAGCAGCAACAACAACAACCAAUGACCGUAGCCAAAUAUACUGGCGAUAAUGUACACGAUACACGGUUGGUUCAGCCUACGCCAUCGAGAAGCGAAUUACAAGUCAAUAAAAGUGAUUUUCCAAUUACUUGUUGCAGUGAUGAGGUUACCGGGCACAUUGAUAAUUUGCAAGAUGAGCUGGACACGCUCAAGGAUCUGCUACGCGGCGAAGGAGUGUCCAUUGAUCAAAAUAUGCUAAUGGGCCUCUUUAAUGAUUCAGAUGUCUUGGAUAACUACGGGCUGUCCUUUUUAACUGAUAACAUGGGCGGCGAUAAGAAAGUUAGCAGCGGUUCGGAGCUAAUGGCUUAUCAGCCCAACAUGUAUGAUCUCUCCGACAUUUUGGACACGGAUGAUAGCAACAAGACUGGCCAGGAAUCAGUUAACAAUGGCCGUCAAUUGCAGACUCAAAGUUCUGUGCUGAAUACUCCGCGGCGUGAUGUAUAGAUAAUCCUAGAAUUUAUGGAUUAGUUGUAGCUGCAGCUCAGACAUAAAACGGGCGAACAAAUUGUUUUCUGUUUUGAAUUAUACCUACUAAAUAUAAUAUAAUAUUUGAUAUGAAUUUAGUUUAUAGCUCAAAGACCUAAAUAUUUUUGUUUUUCAUUUUAUCCCCAUAAUUAUUAAUGUUAAGUUUUUAGUUGAUUUCUGUAAAAAUCUAACGCAUGACUAUUUAUUAAUCCAAAUGUUGAACUAUAUAUGAAAUAUAUAGAACAUUAUAAUAAUAAUUACAUAUAUGUUAUGUAAAACUUGAAGAUUUGUCUUCUUUUUUGAAUAUUAACAGUUUUUGUAGAUUUUAUAUUGAUAAAAUAAGAUUAACUGUAGGUUUAUUGAAUUUAUAUUCACAAUCAUAAAUAUGCAACCAAAAGUUGUAGAGGGUACAUAGAGAAUAGAAAUAAUAAGAAGUUAAUCUACUAUCUAUAACGUUCAACUACGAAAUACCUUAAACACAAUCUAAUACUUAUGCGAAAUAAAAAUCGUUUGAGCUGCAAACAAUAAAAA